AUGGGAUCAAAUAAAUCACGUGCUAAUUAUCGUGUCGAAUUGCAUUCGCAAAUAUUCUUCUCAAGUCUUCCAAAUAUUUUCAUUACUAUUAAUCCUUGUGACCUACAUCAUCCACUAGCUAUGAAAUUCGCCGGUGUAGAUCUUAAUAUUGACAAUCUUAUAGUUGAUCUAAUGCCAAAAUCACAACAGCGUGCAGCAAUUGUUGCAAGUCAUCCUAUAGGGAUUGUACGUUUUUUUAAUAAACUCAUUACAACAGUUUUAUCGACGUUAAUAAACUAUAAUAUCAAUAAACAUAAGUCAAAUCCUGGUGGUGGUGUUUUGGGAGAAAUCGAAGCCUAUCAUGAUAAAGUUGAAGAAUCUGGUCGUGGUGCAUUACAUUUACAUAUGUUACUGUGGCUUGUCAAUAACAAGCAUCCACAUGAAUUGCGAAAUCUAAUAGUGAACGAACUACCUGAUUUCAAUACUUACAUACAUAAAUUUUCUGCUAUAUGGCCGACAUCAAACAAUCCUUCAUGCCGUUUACGAUAUCCUAAAAAAUUACAUGAUCCAACAACUAUUAAUGUUGAAAAUGGUGAAAUUCAAAUGAAACAUGCUCAUUCCAUGAUGAAUAACUUUAAUGAAUGGCUUUUGCUUGCAUGUAGAUGCUAUAUGGAUAUUAAAUUUAUUUGGUCAGCAUCGGAUACAAAAGCUCUUGUUUAUUAUAUUAGUGAUUAUAUUACUAAAAAAAACUUAUCAUUUCAUGAUUCCAAUUCACUUAUUUAUCAAGUAGUUCAAAAAUUCGAAAAAAAUGAACAAAAAAUAAACUAUAUAGAUGCAUUAGAUAAAUCACGUCGUCUUAUACUACGUUGUUUUAAUACGCUGGCAUCUCAACAAGAAAUCUCGUCUGUUCAAGUAGCAUCAUAUCUUAUGGGAUGA
Messenger RNA from Rotaria sp. Silwood2, 915 nucleotides. NCBI's taxonomy places the organism in Eukaryota, Metazoa, Rotifera, Eurotatoria, Philodinida, Philodinidae. The record is from the annotation of a GenBank genome assembly.